Molecule: messenger RNA, 6103 nt
Organism: Hylaeus anthracinus
Lineage: Eukaryota; Metazoa; Arthropoda; Insecta; Hymenoptera; Colletidae
Exons: 2
Coding region: 1477-2823 (448 amino acids)
Biological process (GO): regulation of DNA-templated transcription
Cellular component (GO): nucleus
Source: RefSeq, a predicted model, not a curated record
AUCGUUGUUUCGCAUCGCAAAGUCUAGACUUAUUUGUAGGAGAGGUGACGAUAGAAUAGCGCAUGGGAAGACGGUGAUAAAAACAUCCUCGUUAUCGCCUGGGAACGCCUCCGAGGGAGCCGUAUGUCACCUGGAGGGAUAGCAGUAUUUAUCGAAUUGCCGUGGAACGGGCGAGAAUUCGUCAGGAAGAUAAUCCGCAAAAUGAUGACGCCCCUCCCGUACGUCUGCUGGCACCUUCUGUCCAGCGCGGUCGAUUUAACACGCCUCAUUUCUCUUGGGCACCGAGGCGCUGCGCUUGUAAGAUGACCAUCGACGAGACCUGGAAUAGCCACGAUCGUCAGUCGUCUUUGAGGUAGCCGCAGAAUCCUGGGUCCUGCAACAGAGAGACAAGGAGUAUCUGUUAAAAUAAAAAUUGAUUACUGUAUAUUUUUAAAUAAAUUCCAAGUACCAUACCUAGACCCCACCACCGUGAAGCAUUAAAAUCUGCUCAGAAGUUGAACCUGUCGAUCGAGGCUAUCAAUCCCUCCCCGGUUGAGGUGUCCUUCGCUGUGCUCGUUUCACAGCCAACAGCUACAGUUGCUCGCCAGUGAAAAAAGCGAUUCCACGAAUACGAAAGCGUUUCCAGAGAUUGCCUGGAAAGACGAGGAAACGAUCGCGUCGGCGGGAUAAUCGCGGAACGGCGAAGGUCCAUCAGCGGAUUCGACGAGUCUGCCGAACGUCCAAUAUCCAGGAGGUCGACCAUAAAAAGAGAGUCGAGGGAGGCGCGGGCGUUAAAAAUAUUCAAGAUCGUUUGUCAGGCUGAAUUACAGCCCCGGCCUGCAGGGUCCGUGCAUCCCCCUGGUGCCUCCCUCCUCGAGUGAUCCUCGUGACGGGGUCUAGGGAUCCUGCGGAACGCGUUGCGCAACGCGAAGAGAUUAGAAGAGGAAAGCGUCCAGGGCUACGGCUACGGCCACGACUACGACUACGUCGACGACGACGACGACGGUGACGACGACGACGACGACGAUCCCAGGCACAUGUGUCGAACCUGAAAUAUGUAGGCGUGGUCUGGACGGGACUAGCAGACGCAUCCCGACGACCGAAUAUGUUCACCCCGUUCGUACGCUCCACCCCCGUCUAAGCCUGGAACGGUUGCCAUUGGCCGGUGCCACCCUCGUUGCGCCUCCACCUGCCACGCAGAGCUCCGCGAGAUUCUACCCCUAAAUACAAGGGAUGCGCGGACUGUUCCCUCAUUUUAACGUGGUCCGCCGACGCACGCUGUGCCCUCGGGAUUCUCUCUCGCUCGCGUUCUUCAGUGUUUAUCCGGAUUCAGUGGAACAUCAGCCGCACGUGCUCCGGGACGUUCCGUGGUCCGAUGAGAUGGAGGAGUGCUCUACCUGACGACUUAGAUCGAUAGGACGUGGAAAACGUGGACGUCUUCAGAUAAGAGAUACUCUUUUGGACGCGUACUCCGGUCGAUCAUCCGGAACGGGCAGGAUGACAAUGGAAGAUCGCACGGGUGGCAUCGACCGUGCCGCCCCCGCGACGUCUACGACGGCUACGACGGCGCUAACGUCGUCCAGUCCAUCGUCCAUCAGCGACGUCACCUCCGACGCCUCGUAUCCCAUACAGCGUGCCAACAAGCGUUCCUUCGACGUGGCCUUCCUGGUGGCUCCCGACGAGAACUUGGCGCGUCGUCAGAGCGAGAAGCUGAGACUGGUAUCCACUAGGAAGGAUCGUCAUCGCGACGUGAUCUCGACGGAUCGAAUCGUCGAGGUAGUAGACUCCGACAGACUACCUCAGAAUCUGACGAUCAAGAAUUACGAGAGCGACACCGGAGGCUCGGAGAGGAGAAGGAUGAUGCAGUGUACGGACAACUCGCUGAGUCCGCCGUACAUCACCUCUAGGACCCUGACGCCGACACUGCCGUGUCUGUCGCCCGACAACGACGCUCGAAGAUACGUCUCCAGCUCGCGCCUGCAGAAGACACCGAGUCCGCCGGCGUUCGGGGGUCAUCAAUCUUUGCUGACGUGUCCCGAUUCGGUGGAGACCGGUCUGGCCUGCAGCAAGGUGUACGAGUCUGGUAUUCCCUGUUCCAGCGACAGACACGGGGAGUCUCGCAGCGCGUUCACUAAAGUGAAUCUCACAGCUCAAAGGAACGGGUUCAACGACGACGGACAGACUUCGCCUAGGUCCUCCAUAUCGCCGGAUGACCGCGCCAGUUAUCAAAGCAGCGUCAGUCCACCGGCGGUCCCGUUCACGGCUGCUGCUGGCUACAAAUACGCGCCGUUCCCCGCCAAGAUAUCGUAUCCGUUCUUGGUGAGCCCAGAGACCAGUCAACCAGGUCUGUUGGAGAAUCUGAAGAUACCUCAGAUCCCUCAGCCGCCCAAGGUACCCAGCCCAAAGAUGCCCAGUUUCCGACCAGACUUGCCACCAGUCUACCCGAAUCUCUCCUACAACCCCAUCUCGGUCUUCCCGCCGAUGGCCGAUGCUCUCGCUAGACCCAGAUUCCUGGCGACGGCCGCCGGAGUGGCAGGACUGCUACCACCUUCGUUCACCGCUCUCACCCUGCAAGCACAGAACGUUUGCGCCAAGUGCAAUCUAUCCUUUCGAAUGACGUCCGAUCUGGUAUACCAUAUGAGAUCUCAUCAUAAGAACGAGAACAUCGGCGAGUCCUCGAGGAGACGAAGAGAGGAGAAGUUGAGAUGCCCAGUCUGCGACGAGAGCUUUCGAGAGAGGCAUCACCUGACCAGGCACAUGACCGCCCACCAGGACAAGGAGAGCGACGCGAUCGUGGACCAGGUCGAGGUGAAGAGGCGGGCCACCACGGUGCACAGCAAGUGACGACGGAAAUCGCCGUCCAAGGAUCCCGCGAUCCUGACCAGUGGCUACUCCUUUGACAAUUAACGCGCGACUCUUCUCGGAGAGGACGUUUAAUCGACGUUGGGAAUGUUUCGAGGAAACAUUCACGGUCCAUUCUGGCCAGAUCUGGGUGGAAAGAUAGACGUACGGUAGUGCUUGACCGAAUGAGAAAAAUCAGGACUGGAUAUUCUCGAUAGUCUUCUAUCACAGGUCGCCGAACUUUGAUGCGGAGACGACCUUACAUGCACAGUCAGUCCCGUAACUAUUCGUACCGUUAGUGGCUAUUGAAAAAAAUUUAUCUAAAUUAAAGCAAGGUUUGACGUUUCCAAAUAAAUGUUUGGUUAUAAGUAUGUACAGGGAUAAACUUCACACAUGUAUAUGUUCAUAAUACAAAAUUGAUUUCAGAACGUCAAAUCUAUUAUUUAAUUUAGACAAAUUUCUUCAAUGGAGGGUGUGAAUACUUACGAAACUGACUGUACAAAUCAGCUAGCAUUAGUUCCUGUCCGCUUUGAAGUUCGGCCGGGCGAUUUCUCCUCGUAUAUAUAAUUUUCUCGUUUAACUACUGUACUUUAUAGAAGGGUUGCAGAGUAUCGGGAUAUUGAAAACGAGGACUACGAGUACCGGCGUUUUCAAUUAUUCGACGCGAUUGUUUCGAGUUUGUUGAUUUUUAUUCGAGUUUGAAUGUUUCAAGUCGUUGACGGAGACUCCAAGUUCUUCCAGUUUUUUGGUUUCCGUUUUAGAUAACCACGCUCUCGAGUCGGUAGUCGAAAUGUACGUAGUUCGAACCCCGCGGUAUGCAUAUUGUACUAUCACUAUUGUCCAUUGUUAAUGGAUGUUCAAAAGUUUUUGCACGUCCCCCUUUAUUGAAGUUAAUAACGUGAAUGAUUAAUAUGGCAUUUACAUACGUGGUAUACGCGUACGAUAACGAGCUAAUCGAUAGGUACUUUACCGAUUAUCAUAGACAGACUUUAUCUUACGAUCCGCGAUAAAGCGGCAUUCCCUCUCUAGUCAAUAUUAGGUAGGCGAAAUUUGUAAAUAAUUCGGACAUUAUCGUAGCUUUAAGGGUAUCGUUGGUCGCUGGAAGGUCCCUUGAAUUCCAGUACAGGUAACCGUGACGAUAUUUUAACUGAAAUUUUACUUUAUCGAAGUUUCUUUCCGUGGAAUCUAAGCUCAUCGCUGAUCGAUUAAAAAAUUUGAAAAGCUGAGCGUUUCGAGGAUCGUGUUAUUCGCGUUUCGCGGAAGGCAGGUGAGUCGAGGGGGUGUAUAACGCAGGUGGGGCUAGAGUCGUCCACAGGCGGGUGUGUAAGCCGCGCUCGUUCGUGUGUCGGGGGUGGCGUGGCAAUAAAUAGAUCGUAAACCGUACCCCGGGCUAACACACGAACCGUCGGAGCGCGCAUAAUGGUAGGAAACAAUGAAUGCCGUAAUCGGAAACAGUGCCGGUUUGUUAUCUGCCAUUUACACUCCAUUUAACUUCAAACAGUGAAUCGGCUGGCGCGCAUUCGCGUUUUAAAUACACGCGACCUCCAGCCACCCCCCUAGUCGACUCCACCCCCGCGGCAGCCACGAAUCCCGUGGACGUACGGCUUAACAUAGGGUUAACCUGCCGGCCAGAGUGGUUUAAUAUUGUCUGGAAUUGCUUGACUUAUCGCCACGUUCUCCGGGGGCUUAAUGCUUGCUUAUUUCACCACCGUUUGGAUGAUGCUCCGGUCACCUGUAGGUAGCGAUGGAACUAACCAUAUCGCAAGCAUCGUCGAAACCUUAUUAAAGUAUCUUGCCAAAUAUCGCGUGGUUAAUUGGUUACCUUGGAUUCGAAGGAUAACGACCGGCGACUCGUCGAUUACAAUCGCUAAGAAUAGAAUUAAAGACUACAGUAUUCUGUACAGCAAUAAUUACCAGUAGCAUGUAUAUAUUUCUCGUCGCAAAGUGGCUGCGAAUAGUUGCUCUGUGUAGAAUUCGACGUUGUCAAAUAACGAAUCCUAUAUCGACACUUAGGGUAUCGCGGUCCAUACGAUGUCGUCUCGGUUCUACGCAUACGAUAUUAACCAGAUGUAAAUGAUUCGUUUAGACGUAAGGAUAACCGACGUUCUGUUUCGUUUUAGAAUUAUUUAUCACGACGUGUCACGUUGUAUCGACUCGAAUGUAAAUAUCACUCUGUACAUAAGCACUGUAUGUACCCGGAAUCGUUGUUAACGAAUAAAAAGAGUAUCACGUGAGAAGGACUCUGCGUAACCGUAACACCAUCCCCCAAUUUCAGUUUUUCGCAUUUUUUUUUUCAUUUCUUUUGUGAUAUUUUUUUUUUGUACGAGAAAUGUACGAAUUUUUUGACAAAGGAUAUGUGAUGGAUUACUGUGUUUUUUCGUGACUCUGAUAGUGGUGUUAGUAAUCGAGUUGGGCAAAAUUUCAUUUGAAUACUGGAUGACAAAUAGAAAUAUUCUACAAUGAUUUAUUUACUACAUUAUAGAACAAAAUUAAGCGCGAUACCCACUGUCGGUUAAUAUUAAUAUUUUUAGACAGCUUACUUAAAUGUUGCAUCGUAAUUCGUUACACGUAAUAAUACUUUCGCUGAGAGGUGGCAUCAAGGCCCCUGUUUUUGCUCGAUUCUCUCUUUUCCCGCUCUCGUUCGAUUGUCUCUGUAUCAUCAAAAGCCGAUUACACGGCAAUAGAUUAAUUUCUGACCACUCCAAUGUACUCCUAUGGUCUCGCGAGCGUCGGAUCGAUCGUCGUUUCCUAAUAAAACGAUCGCUCGUAAAACACCCUGCGUCCCGAGACGAUUAUUUUCAAAAGCUACGAGCUCUGAGGAAACGGGGCACAGUUUGUGCUCUGCACAGACGAAUCGAUCGUUCCCGUCGCGAAUACUAAAAAAUGUAGCUUCCCUGGUCGAAAAUAUUUGGUGGUACCACUCGUCCAGGGUGUCGAAGGACAUCAUCGGUGGCGAGUACGCGGCAAACGUUGACUUGUUGAAUCGACCAUCGAACAGGAAAGCUCCCGGAAGACUAUCUGAAGAGGUAUCGGCCUCGACGAAGAAAAAUCCACAGAGAAAUCCCCUAAACGGGUAACGUUAAGCCCGUCGAAACCGCAGCCAAUACGACAAACAAUCUCUUACCGCCCUCGUUCCGGCUUAACUUCGGCCCUUAACCCCCUCCAACCCCUCUGUAAGUGUACUUACCCUCUGCCCGAGGUCCAUAAAGAUAAAUAACACGAAGCAUCCACGGGGCUUCCAGAGUAGUUGUAUCCCUUAUAAAACUAGGUGGAACCCCCCUCU